Messenger RNA from Oppia nitens, 1032 nucleotides. It is a transcript of the gene PpV, whose product is annotated as serine/threonine-protein phosphatase 6 catalytic subunit-like. Gene Ontology annotation, biological process: peptidyl-serine dephosphorylation; G1/S transition of mitotic cell cycle. The record is from RefSeq and is a predicted model, not a curated record. Lineage: Eukaryota; Metazoa; Arthropoda; Arachnida; Sarcoptiformes; Oppiidae. Bases 64 to 978 code for a protein of 304 amino acids. The transcript has 6 exons. Gene Ontology annotation, molecular function: protein serine/threonine phosphatase activity. Gene Ontology annotation, cellular component: cytoplasm.
GUUGUUUUUCUUGUUUAAGACAUAAAUAACGUUUUGAGACGUCAUUGACGACAAGUGAGCGAAAUGACAGAGCGUUUGGACGAAUGGAUCUGUUGGGCGAAGAACUGCCAGUAUUUACCCGAAAAUGACUUCAAAGUUUUGUGUGACAUUGUUUGCCAAAUAUUAGUGGAAGAAAGCAAUGUUCAGCCCGUGUCGACUCCGGUCACAGUUUGCGGUGACAUUCACGGCCAGUUCUACGACUUGGAGCAAUUGUUCCGAACGGGAGGACCCCUUCCCGACACUAAUUAUGUUUUUUUGGGAGAUUUUGUUGAUCGCGGAUAUUAUUCUCUCGAGACGUUAACCCGAUUGUUGACUUUGAAGGCCAAAUAUCCGCAUAAAAUAACUCUUUUGAGAGGAAAUCACGAGAGCAGACAAAUCACACAAAUCUACGGAUUUUACGACGAAUGUCUCACUAAAUACGGAAACGCAAACGCGUGGAAAUAUUGUCAGAAAGUCUUCGAUCUCCUCAACAUCGCAGCCGUCAUUGACGGUCGCAUUCUGUGUGUUCACGGCGGACUUUCGCCUGAAAUCAAUGCUUUGGAUCAAAUCCGAACUCUGGAACGCAAUCAGGAGAUCCCAUAUAAAGGAGCCUUUUGUGACCUUGUUUGGUCUGAUCCCGAGGAGGUUGACACGUGGGCAAUGAGUCCUCGUGGUGCGGGAUGGUUGUUUGGAGCGCGCGUUACUCAUGAGUUUAUGGCAUUAAAUGGUUUGGAUUUGUUGUGUCGCGCGCAUCAAUUGGUCCAAGAAGGAUUCAAAUACAUGUUUGACGACAAACUCGUGACCGUUUGGUCGGCUCCUAAUUACUGCUAUCGAUGCGCUAAUGUGGCCGCUGUCCUCUCCUUCACCGAUGCGCAUACUCGUGAGGCCAAGAUCUUUAGCGCAGUUCCCGAUUCUGAGCGCGUAAUUCCUCCGCGAAAUGUUUGUCCGUAUUUCCUAUAAAUAAAGUCUUAUUUUGCAAAAACGUGUCGAAAACCUUUGGUUUCUAAACAAAAC